This is a messenger RNA of Suillus discolor, 819 nucleotides long. RefSeq lists its product as uncharacterized. Lineage: Eukaryota; Fungi; Basidiomycota; Agaricomycetes; Boletales; Suillaceae. The transcript has 7 exons. The coding region runs from base 1 to 819 and encodes 272 amino acids. The record is from RefSeq and is a predicted model, not a curated record.
AUGUCAAAGAAUUACACGGAUUUUUGGUCGGAGGUUGGAAUCAAGUUCUUCGAGCAUUGGCCGGAGAGAAAUCCGAUCUUUGGCGACUUGCCAGAAAGUGAAUUUACGCCCGAACAAAGCACUGCCCUUGCAGACGCUGUUGCAGAACGUAAAAAACAGAUUGCCACCUGGUUUAGAUGGCAAACCAACCCAUUGCGCCUGGGCCGCAGGAGCGGCAUUAGGGGGCUGGUGGUGUCGCUGAUGAAAGGCACUCGAGCUCCCCAGAAAAUGGACAUCUACUCAAACAAGUUCUACAGCAAGAAGAUCAAGCAUGUUGCGGACGAGGCCAUUCGAGUGCAGAGUGUUACUGAGCGAGGUCCAAAAUUGAACAAGCGCCGUGAUGUUGUACGUCAGAUGUAUGAGAAGGAGAGUAAAGAAGUCAAGGCAAAAAUUGAAAAGAAGUACUGCCAAAAGCAAGGCGAGUCACCGAAAGUUGACGAUACCACCAAAAUAAAGGCAAUUCAUGAACUGGGGCCCAUGUUGGACCGCAUCCUCCAGUAUCUUGCGCAUAUAACUGGCGGGUGGAAGUUCUCUGUUUUGAUGGGGGGGCAUGAUCCAAGCACAGGCGAAGUGUCUGUCUUCAAUUACCAUGUUGGGGAAUUGGAGAGUGGCGCGCAGUUUGACCAAGCAUUCAGUAACUUCAAUUCAAUGCAAAGCGCUUUCCUGAGCUUCGUCAAGGAUGCUAUUGCAUUUGAAUCAAUGUUGCCGGAGGAGGGAGAUAACGAAAGCGAUUCUGAUGUCAAGGGCGAUGAAGAUAGUUCCUCAAGGAGGCGAGCCUGA